UAGUGUUCCUAAGCAAAACCCGGUGAUUCACACACACGAAGCUGAACCCACUUCUCUUUUUUCCUUUUCAAUUUCUAUUAACAACGAAACCCAUUUACCAACUUCUUUUCUCUUCCUCCUUCUCCUCCUCCUCCUUCUUCUUCUUCUCCUUCUCCUUCCUCUAGCUUCGAACCCUACCUAAACCUAUCAUCUCUGGUCAAUUCCUUUUCCUUCUUUGUUUUUUUUUCUUUCAAUUUCUUUCGAACAAAAGAAAAAAAACAAAGGAGAAAAGGAGUUAGCUAUAGAGAUGAGGUUUUUCUUAGAGUUUGUUUCUUGUUGUGGCUCGCUCACGCAGCGCGAGUCGAAGAGGGCUCUUCCGCCGGAGGAGGAGGAGAGGUGGCUCGUUCAGGUGCCGACCGCCGCCGCUGAUUCCUCCCGCCGUGUCUUCCGCAAGAAGCGGGGGAGGAUUGGCGCGACCGAUUGGAAGCCGUCGCUGGGAUCGAUCUCAGAGGACAACGCAGUGUUGCCGAGAAACAGUGCGGUGGCCUCCGCUGGAAAGGACGUGAAGAAGAGGAGCGCCACUGCCGCCGGUUCUGGCGGUGCUGCGAAGGUUCGUCACCGGAGUUACAGCGACGGUUAUUACGGGUCAGCUGCCAUGCCAACGAUUAUGCCAACAUUCUCUCCCACGCCGUUCAUGUUCUGAAGAUUAUAGUUGAAUUUGUUAAAGCGAAUGUAUAUAUACGGGCUAUUUGGAUUGAAGUUGGGAGAAAGAAAGAGAAAAAUUUGUAAAGGUUUCUUCGCUUAUAGCUGUUGUGAAUGGAAGUAGCCUUAUAUCACAACCUUGUUUAUAAAUGAACAGUUUUUUUUUUUUUUUAAUAUUUGGUACAAUACAAAUUAACAGAUUAAUAUUUCCUGAUCUUGGUUUUUGUUUCCACGAUGACAAAAUUUUGAUAUACCUUAUGUAAUAUUGUUUAACAUAAAAUGUUUCCUUGUUUCA
Molecule: messenger RNA, 976 nt
Organism: Gastrolobium bilobum
Lineage: Eukaryota; Viridiplantae; Streptophyta; Magnoliopsida; Fabales; Fabaceae
Exons: 2
Coding region: 287-682 (131 amino acids)
Source: RefSeq, a predicted model, not a curated record